Eremomyces bilateralis CBS 781.70 is the source of this 2048-nucleotide messenger RNA. RefSeq names its product Glutamyl-tRNA amidotransferase subunit B, mitochondrial. The coding region runs from base 1 to 1596 and encodes 531 amino acids. The transcript has 3 exons. Gene Ontology annotation, biological process: glutaminyl-tRNAGln biosynthesis via transamidation; mitochondrial translation. Gene Ontology annotation, molecular function: glutaminyl-tRNA synthase (glutamine-hydrolyzing) activity. The record is from RefSeq and is a predicted model, not a curated record. Lineage: Eukaryota; Fungi; Ascomycota; Dothideomycetes; Eremomycetales; Eremomycetaceae.
AUGUUCGGCGGACUGAUCACGCCACAUGCGCAGUCUGGUAAACUUUCAACGUCCGCUACAGAAGUGGAGGUUCAUGCCGAGCUCAAUACGGCGAAGAAACUCUUCUCCGAAGCUGCAACCUCCGUCAAUGAGCCUCCUAACAGCCAUGUGGCCCUUUUCGAUCUUGCGUUCCCGGGGACGCAACCGCAUUUCCAAGGGGCCACGUUGAUACCUGCGAUUCGUGCCGCCAUUGCGUUUAAUUGCCAGAUCCAGAGAUCCAGUACUUUUGAUCGGAAGCAUUACUUUUAUCAGGAUCAACCAGCUGGCUAUCAGAUCACGCAAUAUUAUGAGCCGUUCGCGAAGGAUGGGCACAUCGUCCUGUACCCACACGAUGGCAUCGCACCAGAAGAUGGGAACUCGGUUACAGUUGGGAUCAAACAGAUUCAAAUGGAGCAAGAUACGGCCAAGACCAUCCUCCAGGGCAACGACACCUAUCUCCUCGACUUCAACCGAGUAUCCCAUCCUCUGAUCGAGAUUAUCACGCUUCCACAGAUUCAUUCCCCGGCCACGGCGGCAGCAUGCGUGCGCAAAAUCCAGAGCAUCCUUGAGAGCAUCAAUGCGCUGAAUGCCGGUAUGGAACUGGGGGGAAUGCGUGCUGAUGUUAACGUGUCGAUUCGGAAGCGAGGAACAGAGGUCGACAGUGGGACUGGACACCAAUACCACGGCGUGUCUGGACUCGGGCAAAGGACCGAAAUCAAGAAUCUGAGCAGUUUCAAAGCUGUGGAAGACUCCAUUAUUGCUGAACGGAACCGCCAGAUCCAAAUUCUCGAGUCUGGAGGGGUCAUUGAAGGCGAGACGAGAGGAUGGACAAUAGGCGGCACAGAGACCCGAUCCCUACGCGGAAAGGAAGGAGAGAUCGACUACCGAUACAUGCCGGAUCCGGAUAUUGCGCCGGUAAUCAUUGGAGAGGAUCUCGUCGAGCAUAUUCACGCCACGAUGCCGUUGUUGCCGGACGACGCCUUUAGUCUUCUGACCCUGAAGACUCCGUAUGGACUCUCCAUCAAAGAUGCGAAGACCGUCCACAACUUGGACGAGGGUGAACGGUUGGAUUAUUACAUGGAAGUUGUCCAAACCCUCGAGUCUGAACUCUCCGACUCCGAGAGGGCCUCCAUGCCUUAUGGGCGGACGGCUGGAAAUUGGCUACUUCAUGAGCUCGGCGGACUUUUCUCUCAAUCGGAAGAGCCAUGGGAUGCGAGCCGUGUGCGCCCUGAUACCCUUGCAUCGGUAAUUCUGAACGUGCUUCGGAAGAGAGUAACAGGAAAGACAGCAAAGCAACUGCUAGCGAACCUCUUCCAUGGCGAUUCAAGGACUGCGGAAGAAAUCAUUGAACAGGAUAACCUAGCGGUGAAGCCCAUGUCUGAUGAGGAGUACCACGCGAUGGUGAAGACGGUCCUGGACAACAAUCAAGACACAGUGCGUGUCAUCCUACGCGAUCCCCAAGCCGGGAAAUCGAAGGUGAUGUGGCUUGUCGGCCAGAUGAUCCGUGGUGCCGAAGAGGGGCGGGUUGACGCGCAGAAAGCCGCGGGAAUUGUUAGAGAGCAGUUGAAUAUCCCCUGAGUGAUACCCAUUUGUACCAUAUCUGUACAUCUAUACACAACUAGUACUCGUACUCGUACAUGAAUCCAACCUAUACGAACAAAGUCGCUAAACCCAUAAUACACCAAGCAAUGCUUUCAAAUCAAGCCCGCGAUAUCUGCUCACGCAUGCCAUCCAGCAUAGUCUGCAGCUUGUCUUCCAACCCCUUCCGCCUCUCCUCAAUCGCCUCCAGAUGUUUCCUCCGCUCCAACAUCCCCUUCGCCUUCGCCGCUAUACUCCCCAUCUGCCCCUCAAUAUCCGGCGCCUCCGCUGUCCCCGUCCCCGCUUUCAAAAUAUCCUCGCUCCUCCCAAUGACCAGCUUCCUCAACAUAUUUGUCACCUCCUCAUCCACCAUAGUCCCCUCCCCCUCCAACCUCCCCGUCACCCUCUCCAUCAUCUCCUUCAACACCGCCUCCCUUUCCGCAAACGCCUUC